GGGCUCUUAUAUCAGGAAUAUCGAGAUAAGUCGACACGCCAGGAGAUUGAAACCAGACGACUACAGGAUUCACAGACAGACCCUGAGGAGAGUUCACCCAGUGAGGAAACCCCAUCUGAAGCAGAACCUACAAGUACAACUGAAAACAAAGCUCCACCACAGAUCAGUUUGCUGAGGAACUCCAACUCCAGGUUCAACUUAUGGCAGGAUCUUCCUGAGAUCCAGAGCAGUGGGGUCCUCAGCAUCCUCCAGCCAGAUGAGAUCAAGCUGCAGGAGGCCAUGUUUGAACUGGUUACCUCCGAAGCCUCGUAUUACAAGAGUCUGAAUCUGCUGGUGUCUCACUUCAUGGAGAACGAACGUCUGAAAAAGAUCUUACACCAGGCUGAGGCACAUAUCCUCUUCUCCAAUGUCCUGGAUGUCAUGGCUGUUAGCGAGCGCUUCCUGCUGGACCUUGAGCAACGGGUGGAGGAGAAUAUUGUGAUCUCAGAUGUAUGCGAUAUUGUCUACCAGCAUACGAUUAAUCACUUCUCUGUGUACAUCACCUACGUCUCCAACCAGACCUACCAGGAGAGAGCUUACAAGCAGCUUCUCCAGGAGAAGCCAGCUUUCCGGGAAGUGAUCUCACAGCUGGAACUGGAUCCCAAGUGCAAAGGCCUGUCCUUUUCUUCCUUCCUAAUUCUGCCGUUUCAAAGGAUCACUCGGCUCAAACUGCUGGUGCAGAAUAUUUUGAAGAAAGUGGAAGAGAAGUCUGACAGGGAAACCACUGCCCUGGACGCACAUAAAGAACUGGAAACAGUGGUGAAAGCAUGUAAUGAAGGUGUCAGGAAGAUGAGCCGAACAGAGCAGAUGAUCAGCAUCCAGAAGAAAUUGGAAUUCAAGAUCAAGUCUGUGCCCAUCAUCUCUCACUCUCGCUGGCUACUGAAGCAAGGGGAACUGCAGCAAAUGAAUGGUCCGAAGACAUCACGAACACUUCGCACCAAGAAACUUUUCAGAGAAAUCUACUUGUUCCUUUUCAAUGAUCUGCUGGUAAUUUGCCGGCAAAUUCCUGGGGACAAGUACCAAGUGUUUGACUCUGCUCCCCGGGGGCUUCUUCGGGUAGAGGAGUUAGAAGACCAGGGGCAGAGUUUGGCCAACGUCUUUAUCUUGAGACUGCUGGAGAACGCAGAUGACCGGGAGGCCAGCUACAUGCUGAAGGCAUCGUCCCAGAGUGAAAUGAAGCGCUGGAUGAUUUCGCUGGCCCCGAACCGGAGAACCAAAUUCGUUUCAUUUACAUCCAGACUUGUUGACUGCCCGCAGAUCCAGUGUGUCCACCCGUACGUGGCCCAGCAGCCAGACGAGCUGUCCUUAGAGCUAGCUGAUGUCCUCAACAUCCUGGACAAGACAGACGACGGCUGGAUAUUUGGGGAGCGUCUUCACGACCAGGAGAGGGGCUGGUUCCCCAGUUCUAUGGGGGAGGAGAUCCUGAACCCCAAAAUCCGAGCCCAGAACUUGAAGGAGUGUUUCCGGGUGCACAAGUCGGAUGACAGUCAGCGGAGGAAACUGGGCAGCAGAAACCGCCAAUGACCACUGGUGUCCCCAAGCAUCUGGAGUGCUUCUGGGAGAGGGGCAGAGGACAGAGGCUGCCAGCUGGGAGGAUGUGGCAGUGGUGCUGUAGGCCAUGGUGCAGGACCUGGUGUGCCAGACCGGGCACACGCACCCCUGAACAAACAGAAUGUAGUUCCUGGGCUCCCUGCCACGCUUCCCGUGGCACUGAUCCUUCCCCGGAGAUCAGUGCUUCGAACUGGCUAAAAUAACCCCUUUCCAGGUGUUCUGUAAAGCCCCAAAGAGCACGAGCCAAAUGGACACAGCCCGAAGGCCGCUGGGUGCCGGCCAGCUGACCCCCG
This is a messenger RNA of Balearica regulorum gibbericeps (East African grey crowned-crane), 1883 nucleotides long. NCBI's taxonomy places the organism in Eukaryota, Metazoa, Chordata, Aves, Gruiformes, Gruidae. The record is from RefSeq and is a predicted model, not a curated record.